GGGCUUAAAUCUCUAUUGUAGACUGGGACUUACGAGAUCAACGAGUUGAUCGCGUAGCCUUGGAAUAAUCGAGCUUUCGAUACUACCGUAAUACACAUUUUUACAAUAUGCGCCGAGCACGUAUCAAAGCUUUGGCUGCUGUGCCAGUUCGGAAGAAGCCUCUACAGGAUUCUACAGAUUCUAUUGAUGCUAAUGAUGCGUCUGAUAAGGAAAAAAAGAACGAAAACAUAUCUAUUCAUGAAACUGAACAAGUGGCUAGCAAGGAGGCUGCAAAGGCAGAAGAACAGAAAAACAUUGGUAUACCGGAAGAAGAAAGACAAAACGAGGAAGAGACGCGUUUGAGAAACAGCCCUUCGAAAUUAAAAAAAACGCAGAAAGGACGUAUGCUCGACAGGAGCCAAUUGAAAAUGUACGAUUUGAUAUAUUAUAAUCCUGUGACAAAUACUAUAAAAAAAAAGCCAAUUAAACAAAGACAAGUGUCUACUACGCCACAACCAGUGGAAGUUCCAGAAGAGGAGGAAGAUGAUCCAUCGGCAAUGUCCACACCACAGGUGAAAGUGGGUCCCGACGGUCAGUUAAUAAUAGACGAACAAAGUCUUGUGAUAAAACACAAUGAAAAGAGAAGAAGAGAUAUUUAAGCGAGCGGGGUUACUAUUAUAGAGGACGAAAACACCCAUAGUGGUUUUUAUAAAAAAUAAAAGCGGAACAAGGAAUGGCUGAAAUGGGAAACAGUUAAAUUUUAUAAAGUACUAAACAUAGUAGGUACGGACUUUCUAUUGAUGCAGACAUUCUUCCCGAACAGAAGUAGACAAAAAAUUAAACAGAAGUACAAGAAGGAAGAGAGAGUUAAUCGACAGUUAGUCGAAAAGGCUCUGAAAUAUCACCAAGAAUUCGAUACCGAUUUGUUAGAAGAGCAACUAGCAAUGCUGCAAAAACUAGAAAAUAUUCCAGACACAUCUAAGAAUAAAGCAUCGGAAAAAAUUAAGAACGGACAAUGCUUGAGAAAAAUUGACAGAAAACGCAAGCAUCGUAAGUACAUUGUAAUUUUGAUUUCAUUAACGUGAUCAAUACUAAUAUAAUAAUAGAAUUUCUCGACGAAUGAACAUAUAAAAGAAUUAUAUUUUAUACUAAUUAUUACAUUUAUGGAAAAUUAAUAAAUAAUUAUAGGAUUAGUAGCGGAAAGUAUCGGGGAGUGUGAGGCACUCCAACGAUCGAGAAGCUGAAGAUACUGAGUGCGUUCCGGCCGCAAGACACUGCUACCAGAGAGAAACCUGAGAGCGGCCAUCCCAGGCUGGGAUUCCCAGCAUUCCCAGCCUCGAGGAGCACUUUUUCCAACGCUUGACGCGCCGCCUGAGAAAGUGGAUGUGAACUACAUCCAUUCCGCUCGGUAACGAGACAUGGUUCGUGCCCGUACUAUGGUUCAUGUCCGAACUAUUCAGAUGAGAUGGAUCAUUAUAGUCUGACAAAAGCCAAUAAUUUUAUUGUUCUGGGUUUCUCUCUGGUGGAUAAACCCAGAACAAUGAAAUUAUCGGCUUUUGUCAGACUAUUCUGCUA
Messenger RNA from Vollenhovia emeryi, 1554 nucleotides. Its product is annotated as transcription factor TFIIIB component B'' homolog. NCBI's taxonomy places the organism in Eukaryota, Metazoa, Arthropoda, Insecta, Hymenoptera, Formicidae. Gene Ontology annotation, biological process: RNA polymerase III preinitiation complex assembly. The record is from RefSeq and is a predicted model, not a curated record. Gene Ontology annotation, cellular component: transcription factor TFIIIB complex. Gene Ontology annotation, molecular function: TFIIIC-class transcription factor complex binding.